AUGGUGGGCACUUCCUGGGCCCUCGGGGGCUGGCUGUGGAUGCCCUUCCUGGUAACAGACCACGUGCCUGGAGCUGUACAGAGCUUCACAUUGGCACCCACUUUGGAGCUGCUGGUCCCAGCCUCCAGGCUGGGUCUGGAGGGGCCCUGCUGGGUGGGCCUGGGGUCUACGGGACUUUUUGUGAGUGAGAAGUUUGGGGAUGCUUAGCUGUUCCGAAGUGCCUGCCAGCCACUGGGCUCCCUGGGGGGCCUGAUGGGCCACAGCUUUGGCAGCCUGCUGGGUGUGGCCACUGACUCAGAGGGUAACGUUACUGUGGCAGACAAGCAGCAGUGUCAGGCUGACCCUUUCCCUUGGGCUAGGACAGCCUUCUGCAUGGUGCUCAAGGGGCCGGGGAAGCCCUUGGGCAUGGCCUCUGUGCCCCAGAGCCAGCUCAUGGUGAUGGACGCAGGGGCCAGCUACAUGCAACACUCAUAG
Molecule: messenger RNA, 474 nt
Organism: Myotis daubentonii (Daubenton's bat)
Lineage: Eukaryota; Metazoa; Chordata; Mammalia; Chiroptera; Vespertilionidae
Gene: NHLRC4
Product: NHL repeat containing 4
Source: RefSeq, a predicted model, not a curated record